CUCCUAGGCAGCAACAAUUCUCAUAGAUGAAAUUGGAAUUAAAAGUCCCUUACCAUCACAUGGUGUCUGAAAUUUGCAUUCCCCCUUUCUUAAAACUGAACAAUUUCACGUUCAAAGAUUCACAUAUCUCCCAAGGCCUCAAACUUACAGAAGUAAGUUCUUUCUAAUGAAUAAUGGGGUACAAAGAAGCACAGGCAAGCAAAUCAAUAGAAGAAUUCAGUUGCAGAAAUCAAGGAACUCAAAAGAUGUUUCUAACUGAAAAAGUCGCAUUGCCCACCACAUCGAUCUAUCAAGCCACCGAAGAUGAUGGUUAAGGGCUUGAAUCCUCUCAUCACUUUCGAGCACAAGAGGCAAAACAAAGAUCGUAGCUUGGGCGUUUGGGUGAUGGAAGGCGGUGGUGGUGGCAACGGGAAGGUCAGCACAGAGGAGGUGAUCGCGAAGCUCAAGGAUGAUGGAGAUUUUGACAAGCUCCGCCUCAAGAUCAUCCGUAAGCUCAAGGAAAAGGAAGACUUGCGUAACUGUAUUAUCUCAAUGGUGAAGCAGUCAGCUGCACUUAAUCAUGCAAGAGCAGAGAAUUUGAAACCUAGACAACUCUGUGAUGCCGUUCAUGAAGAAAUUAGGGACCAGGUAAUGGGCCAGAUUUCUGAUGGGCUGUGGGAAGUGAUCAAAUCUAAUGAUGGCAUGAAAAGUGAAAUCACCGAUACAGUACAAUCUGUGUAUAAUAAGCUAGUGAACCUAAAAGGCAAGGAACUAGUUGAACUAUCCUCCCCAAGCUCAACUUACAAGAAAGUUGCUGAUAAUGGUACUCUUGCAAUCCCUACCUGCAAAAAGGAUGAUACAUCUGGUAGCGAACCAAAAGAACCACCAGGUUUCUUUCUCUGCAAUCAUUGUCAAGGACAUGAAGAAGAACAAACUGAAGUGCCUAAUCAUCCAGAGGACGCAUCAAAUCUGAAAGAUGGUGAGCCAAGUGUCCCACCUGGCUUUGCUGCAUUUGUUGAUCGUAAGCAGCUAUGUGAUGGCAAUGAUGAAGAUCCUGAUGUGCCUCCUGGUUUUGGUUGAUGAGCUACUGUGCAUUCUCCUUUGUUGGCAUCGUUCCAUUACCAUCAAAUUUGGAGAACAAUUCAAACAUGGGUUCAAGCCGCAACACUACAUGGUGCCAAGGCCUGUACUCCCACAUGACUUCAGAGCACGGCCAAAACUUAAAGGGGGGGGAG
Nelumbo nucifera (sacred lotus) is the source of this 1214-nucleotide messenger RNA. RefSeq lists its product as uncharacterized. The record is from RefSeq and is a predicted model, not a curated record. Lineage: Eukaryota; Viridiplantae; Streptophyta; Magnoliopsida; Proteales; Nelumbonaceae.